ACAAUUUAAUACUUUAAUACUGCACAGUACUGUAUUUCAUUGUUUCUGCAAUCUGCUUGAGAGACUGAUAUCGUAACACAUUUUAUGCUGAUCUCCUCCAGUCUGUCCAUAAUGACGGAAAUGAGGAAAUGACAUGUUUUAGAUUUUUGGUGAAGAUAAGCAUUUCUUUGUGUAUAAUUUACCGGGUAUAAGUGAACCUAUAGGUUAAUUAGCUCAGCUGUUAUCAAGGGUGGACAAGGAGGAGAUGAUGACGGAUGAUGAUAACAAUCUGUGUGUGACAAAGUGAGUCAGAAGAAGAGCCUGACUAUUAUUAAGAUGGAAAAGUAACAGGAAGUGGCAGUGAUAUUUAUAGUUUUUUUUAUUCAAAAUGUAUUUGUGUAAAAGGAAAGAGAGAGAAAUAGUGCUGUAGUAAUGUACGAUACAGUGUGUUUUUUGCAUGUGCUUGUGUACAUACGCAUGUGUAGAGAGAUUUUGCAUGUGUGAGUGUGCGUGAGUGUAAGACAGAGAGAGAGGGAAGGGCUAAGCUGUGGUUAGCUGAGUGACUGUGAGAGGAAGAUGACUCCAGCGGGGCCCGUGCGUCUGAGACUCAGAGACCCGCGGCUGUGCACUGAGCGCUCACGACGGCGCGGAGACAUGUCCCAUCUCACUGUCCUCCUCUGCUGUCUCAUCCUGUCCUUCCUCUCCUCCUGCGGCAAUAAUGAGGCCUUAACUGUGACCCAGUCCCCUCCCAGUAUAACCGUGAAGGAGGGGGAGAUGGUUCACAUGCAAUGCUGCUGGGGGGGGACUCUGAAUAUGGAGCGUGUGCGAGUGAUAUGGAACAAGACUAACACAUCUAGUGAUAUAAUAAAUACUAUGCAUAACAAAGACAAAGAAGUCCAUGUAAAGAAGGAUAAAUACAGUUCUUAUAUUUCUGGAAACUGUUCCAAGUUUACUAUUUCAAGUGUAUCUACAAACGAUACAGGUGUAUACCUCUGUAAUAUCCAUAUCGUUAUUCCCACGUUUAAAGAAGGCAGUGGGUCUGGAACUCAACUAACAGUGAAUAGGAUUAACAAUUCAUCCGAAGUGAAGUCCAUCAGUGUCACACUGAUCCCAUUAGCAGCGGUGAUGGGAGCCAUCUGCCUGUGUGCCUUUCUGUGUUACUGGAGAAAGAAGAAACGGAUGCCUUACCCUGACCAAGCCUCCGGAAAGGUGGGCAUGGUCAUACAUGAAGUACCCCAUGAAGAGGGAGAGGAGAUAAUGGAGGGUGAAAUAGGCUUGGCAGAGAAUGAAGCUGGUUCGACCGGGUCUUCCCACGGCUCCACACAAUGGUGUGCUGUCGCGGUGUACGAAUCGGUCGACUACUUUGCCGUACAGACCAGCGAGGACGGAUGACAUCAUUUAUGCAGCGCAUUCUUUGCUCGAGGAGUUUGUCCACCUUUCGUUUGGUCUUUGAACGGUGGAACAAGGGCCUUCUUUUCCAUCGUAAACAGAACAGACGAAUAACAGCAGAGUAAAUAUCUUUCCUCUGCCCGUACUGUUGGGGUCUAAGUUCAUUCAAGGCUAUAAUGUACAUAAUGAUGCAAUGACUGAGGUUUUUAUGAGGAGUCUAGGAGGCUUGAAUAUCUCACUCAGAUGUUCUACAGAAUUCUGUAAAUUCAGUAGCAGCCCCUUCACUGGACACCUUCCACCCUCGUGAUUCUCUGCAUGCCCUCUGUACAGGGGCUUAUAAAUGAUUCUGUUGCUCUCGCUGUGGCAAAUACGUCCUGAACAGUUUAUUUAUUGUGUGGUGUUUCUAUGUAUUGUUUAUUCUUCCUUUGCCCUUUGAUCAUGCCUCCUUUUCAAGCUUUUACAUGAACCUGCUUAUGAUGUUUCAGGUACACAAUGUCAGGAAGUGUAGCGCAGUCUCCAAAAAGCAAUUAUACAAGCUAAUAAAGUAAAAAAAAAAAGAGCCCAUAAAGUUGAAAAUCAUAUUUUUUGAUGUAUGUACUUCUCUGUGAAACCUAAACUGUCUAUUUGUCUAUGAAAAUCAUUUUUUCAUUUCACUCUCUCUGUAGCCCAUAGUGUUUUUAAGUAUGCCAUGUGGCGACGUUCUCACAGCCAUAUUUGAGGUUGUUUGUACAAAAGCAAGAACCCACCAGGUAUUAUAAAUGUGUUCUAUCACGGAAACGUAUGAGAAAUGGCUUCACACCC
This is a messenger RNA of Anguilla anguilla (European eel), 2169 nucleotides long. RefSeq lists its product as uncharacterized. The coding region runs from base 556 to 1371 and encodes 271 amino acids. Gene Ontology annotation, biological process: B cell receptor signaling pathway; B cell differentiation. The transcript has 5 exons. Lineage: Eukaryota; Metazoa; Chordata; Actinopteri; Anguilliformes; Anguillidae. The record is from RefSeq and is a predicted model, not a curated record. Gene Ontology annotation, cellular component: external side of plasma membrane; B cell receptor complex.